AGGGACCACCGAAGGCCCUGCCUGGGGGCUCCGGGGUCUGCCUGCCUGCCUCCUCCUGGCGGUGUUGCUAUGGCUAUGGCCGCCACCAGGCCGGCAACGAGCGGCGCCACGUGACUCGCCCGGCGGCCACGGCUGCUGCUGCUGCUGCUCCUGGGCGGGGAAGGAGGAGGAGGAGGAGAGGAGGGAGAAGGAACACAAGCAGCAGCAGCAGCAUCCCAGGCAGGGCGCUUUCCCAGCCGCGCCAAAGGCCGCCUCGACGACACAAGCACAGGCGGCAGCAGCAGCAGCAGCGCCGCCACCACCAUCUUCCUCCUCCUCCUCUCGCCUGUCUGUCCUCCCUCCAGCACCGCCUCCGCCUCCGCCGUCCUUCUCCUGCCCCCCGCUUUGGAGGCGCGGCUCUCACCGCAGCCCCCCAUGGAUGAUGGAGCCUCCCUGCCGCCAUGUUUCUGAUUCAUCAUUCAGCUGAACUCCCACAUCUGGCUGGUCCUCACUUUCAGCCUUUCCCAUGGGCUCACCAGUAUCAUUUGUUUUAUCCAGGAUGGCUGCUUGCGGAGGCACCACCAAAAAUAGGCUCACGGUAAAUAAGCACGUCUGGGACUUUCUGACCAAGGAAAGCCCUGCCAAGCUGGUCAAGCUGAAAGAAGAAAACAAGGUGAGCAUCUUGAUUGAUGGUGAAACCUCAGAGAUCUACGUGCUGCAGAUCACCAUGCCUGCCCACGGGCCCAGCAAUGGCCUGUACCUGGCCCGUAAGGCCCUCAAGGCUCUGCUCAAGGAGACUGAGAAGGAAUUGAAGAAGGCCCAGCGCCAGAGUGAGCUGAUGGGCUGCAUGGCCUUAAUGGAGAAAAACAGAGAGCAUGGGGCAGUAGAGCUUCACCGCCGAGGGGCUGGCUUGAUAUCCAGAGGGCAGCAAACCUCCGGGCCCAGAGUGGUCAGUGGGAGCGGAGGGGUAGCUAGCUGCUCGCGGGGCGGGGAGGAGGAACAGGACAGCCAGUGCCCCAUCUGCUUAGGGGAGAUCCAGAACAUUAAGACUCUGGAGAAGUGCAAGCACUCCUUCUGCGAGGACUGUAUCACCCGGGCCUUGCAAGUCAAGAAAGCCUGCCCGAUGUGUGGCCGCUUCUAUGGGCAGCUGGUGGGCAACCAGCCAGAGAAUGGGCGCAUGCUGGUCUCCAAGGACUCAAGUCUGCUGCUCCCUGGUUAUGAGAAAUAUGGUACCAUCAUAAUCCAGUAUGUCUUCCCACCUGGCAUACAAGGGGUGGAGCAUCCCAAUCCCGGUGUCCGCUACCCAGGAACCACUCGUGUGGCCUACCUACCUGACUGCCCUGAAGGCAACAAGGUGCUGGCUCUGUUCCGCAAGGCCUUUGACCAACGUCUCACCUUCACCAUUGGCACCUCCAUGACUACAGGACGAGCCAAUGUCAUCACCUGGAAUGAUAUCCACCACAAAACCAACUGCACUGGCGGGCCACAGCUGUUUGGCUACCCUGAUCCUACGUAUCUUGCUCGGGUGCAAGAGGAACUACGGGCCAAGGGUAUCACCAAUGACUGAUUUUAUUCCCUGCUCCUAUAUGCCCAGGAAUGGCUUGUUCUUUCUGCCAAGUCCAGCAAUUGUGGAUGGAACAUUCUCACCUAUCAGAGUCAACCCUUUCAUGAUGUGAUCUUGAUCCAGAGCCUGGUCAUUCAAGCUGAGAUGACAUUCCAAGUUGAAUCAGUUACCUGAAGAGUAGGAGUGCAGAGGCCUGUGGAUGUGUGUGUGUGUGUGUGUGUGUGUGUGUGAGAGAGAGAGAGAGAGAGAGAGAAUUAAUGAAUUGGAGACCUGCCUUUGAAUUGGUUCUAGAAAGAAAAAAAUUCAAGCUAGUCUACACACUGCACACAGUGGGAUAGAGUUCUGGAUACAUAACCUCAGAGUACUGGGUGAGAUGGGAUUAUUAUUUCAAAUGAUACCCUCUGUGUUCAAACAGAAGGGGAACAAACAACUUUCUGCAUGCAGUAAACAAGCACGUCAGGGAGAGUGCUCCACUGAAUAUUUCUUCCUGAUGUACUAGACAACUACAUGGUGGAAGGAUUCAGUUUUGUUUGUUUUUUAAAAAACGAGAGAGCGUUUGAAAAUAAGACAACCACUGCCUGUGCUCUGAUAUCACUUAAAUACAGGAUUCUACUAUCUGCAUAAUAAUAGGUUGGCUCUUUGGCCCAGAAAUAGGCUCAUGAAAGGGCAAGCCAUUUUUAUUUGUUCACAUUUCUGCCUCAUUCACAUUUUAAAAACGAGAGGGGUUGUUUUGGUUUACCUCAAACUGAGUGUGCUGGUGAGGGGAGCUUCCCCACAUUACCUUCCUGGGCUCUUGGCCAUCAGUCUCCAGUCUCUUAAAACAAGGAGACUUGUAAGAUUGGCAGAAGGCUAGGAGAGGGAUUGCAGGGAUGUAAGACAUGAAGGGAGAAGGGAGCAUUCUGUACUUCUUACUUGGGUGCUCUGUCUAUCUUAAAAUGAAACCUCCCUUCUCUUGUGUCUACACCUGUUUGUGGAUAUAUUCAAAUAGGUUCAAAUGGGUUUUGUGGGGUUUUUGAUGAGGUAAAUGAGCAAGGCAUUUGUUGUGUGUUUGAGAGGAAGCGCUGGCUUACCCAGGGUGUCUGUGAAAAAGGUUAGGUUUUUAAAAGCGAGGUCUCCCAGUUACAAUGCUGCUUCAUAUCCACUAGAUCACCCUGUAUCUUUUAUCUUGGGUCCUUAGCAGGGGGAUUUAUCUUCUGCUCAAAGGUAUGGUAAAGUGAGGGUGAAAUUCAAUGUGCAUUUUCAUUGCAUUCCAUUCUUGCCCUCUAGCUCACUUUAGUCAUGCUUGUAGAAUUCUAAACACAUUGAGAACGAGACUAUUGGAAAUGAAAUAAAGUUAAAGUGAAGUACACUUGCAAAAUUGCUGUCAUUUGGGCACAGAAUGCUCAGUGCUUGGAGUUUGCCUUAAACCGCUGAAAAGGUGGUUGCAUGGAUUUGUGUGGGUGGAGUCAUAGUGAGUGAAUUGGGAAGAGAGAGUGAAGUAUGUGACAGUGUCCAGACCUUUAUACACAGCCUCUUCUCUUGUUCUCUGCUACCUUCACCACUCCUCAGACCCCUUUGCUGGUCACUUGAGCUGCCCAGACAUCUGAUAGUAUACCCAUCCACAGUGUUGUUAAUCUCAAAGACUGGAAUCAAGCAGAACUUAUCAGGAACACUGGACUGUCCUUCCAGGUCACCUUGGAAGGCAAUGGCUUGCUGACUAGUCACAGACAUUAGCACACGCAGUCACCACAUCUGGCAAGAACGGUCAGCAAUGCCGUGGACCAUGCCUCGUGUAUAUAUCUUCUGUGCAGGCAUAUCAACCGUUGUGUAAUUAUUCCAGCUGUCCCACGUGGGACACCUUGAGCAUCAUUUGGAACUGAGCCAGGCCUUAGCUGGUCUGUAUGCUUGUGACUCUGGAACCUACCUUGUUUGUUGAGUGGUUGGGGGAGUUGCGGGAGGGGAAUUUCUCUUGGCUAAUUGUUAAACGCGUCACCUCUGGCAAAGAUGAAUUCUGAUAUUCGCUUUGUCUUAUGAGAACUCUCCUCAAGUGCACAGUUUGAACGAAGGGGCUUUCUUUGCUGUUUUAAAAGAGUAACUGAAAAUAUGA
Molecule: messenger RNA, 3629 nt
Organism: Sceloporus undulatus (fence lizard)
Lineage: Eukaryota; Metazoa; Chordata; Lepidosauria; Squamata; Phrynosomatidae
Gene: DTX3
Product: deltex E3 ubiquitin ligase 3
Exons: 5
Coding region: 506-1546 (346 amino acids)
Biological process (GO): protein ubiquitination; Notch signaling pathway
Source: RefSeq, a predicted model, not a curated record